Messenger RNA from Akanthomyces muscarius, 303 nucleotides. RefSeq lists its product as uncharacterized. Gene Ontology annotation, cellular component: cytoplasmic dynein complex. Lineage: Eukaryota; Fungi; Ascomycota; Sordariomycetes; Hypocreales; Cordycipitaceae. Gene Ontology annotation, molecular function: dynein light intermediate chain binding; dynein intermediate chain binding. Gene Ontology annotation, biological process: microtubule-based process; cilium assembly. Bases 1 to 303 code for a protein of 100 amino acids. The record is from RefSeq and is a predicted model, not a curated record. The transcript is spliced from 7 exons.
AUGACGGAGAAAAGCCCCGAGACCCCUCUCGCUAGGGAGAAGCUUGAAGCCCAGAUCAAGUCUGCCGACAUGACGGAGGACAUGCAGCAAGAGUCCAUCGAAGUUGCCCAAGAAGCCAUGGCAAAAUUUACCAUCGAAAAGGACAUCGCACAACACAUUAAGCGCACGUUUGAUGAGCGCAAGGGGCCUACCUGGCACUGCAUUGUCGGCCGCAACUUUGGUAGCUUCGUCACCCACGAGACGAAGCACUUCAUCUACUUCUACCUCGGCCACUGCGCCAUUCUGCUGUUCAAGACUCAGUAA